Bactrocera dorsalis (oriental fruit fly) is the source of this 5924-nucleotide messenger RNA. Its product is annotated as cationic amino acid transporter 2. Bases 295 to 3690 code for a protein of 1131 amino acids. The record is from RefSeq and is a predicted model, not a curated record. The transcript has 8 exons. Gene Ontology annotation, cellular component: plasma membrane. Gene Ontology annotation, biological process: amino acid transport; transmembrane transport. Lineage: Eukaryota; Metazoa; Arthropoda; Insecta; Diptera; Tephritidae. Gene Ontology annotation, molecular function: amino acid transmembrane transporter activity.
GCUAGUCAACGUCUAUCAAUACAAGCAUAAGUGCAAUUAACACAAUAAUCUUAUUAACUGCACGACUGCCGAUAGAUAAACGAUGAUCUAAUUGAGUGUUACAAAAUAUUAUAGAAACAGUUACUCGAAAGUUAGUCUUACAUUAAUGACACCGUUUACUAUUUCUUUACAGGAGGUUUUCAGCAUUAGCUUGCGUCAUAAGCAGUCUUACAACAGUUCGAUCCGCCUACGAUAACUCAUCGAACUUCUCUUAGCGACACUUUCACCGAAAGACGCGUUGCAACUACACGAAAAAUGGCAGCGCAAACAACUUACUGGAAAGUGUUGACGCGCCGAAAAGUUUUGCCCAAUGAGGGCGCGGAGUCUGACACGAAGCUGAAUCGUGUGCUCGGCUUAUUCGAUCUGACCGCGCUAGGCGUUGGUUCCACCUUGGGCGCAGGCGUUUAUGUGUUAGCUGGGCAAAUAGCACGCGAUCAGGCGGGACCCUCUGUGAUGCUGUCGUUCGCAAUUGCCGCACUGGCAUCCUUACUAGCAGGCAUUUGUUAUGCGGAGUUUGGCGCGCGUGUGCCUAAAGCCGGUUCGGCUUAUGUCUACAGCUAUGUUUGCAUUGGCGAGUUUGCGGCCUUUGUCAUCGGCUGGAAUCUGAUGUUGGAGUAUAUUAUUGGCACGGCGAGUGUUUGUCGUGGCAUCAGUCUCUAUUUGGAUACGCUAAUCAACGAUACGCUCAAGCACACCUUCGCGGAGAUAGCGCCAAUUAACGUUAGUUUCCUCGGUAGCUACUUCGAUUUCUUUGCAUGCGGUCUAGUCAUUGUUUUUGGUGUUGCAUUGGCCUUUGGCGUGGAGACUUCAGCGUUGGCUAAUAAUUUCUGCACGAGCCUCAAUAUUUUCAUACUUUCAUUUGUGAUAAUUUUUGGCGCUAUCAAAGCAAAUUUUGCCAACUGGUCUAUCGAUCCGCAAGCCAUCAACGCCACCACCACCGCAACUGGCAACAUCGGCGCCGGCGGUUUCUUUCCAUUUGGCUUCGCAGGCACACUUAAAGGUGCCGCCACUUGUUUUUUCGGCUUUGUGGGCUUCGACUGCAUCGCCACUACCGGCGAGGAGGUGCGCAAUCCGCGCCGCAACAUACCACGUUCCAUCCUACUCUCGCUCUUGAUCAUAUUCCUUUGCUAUUUCGGCGUCUCAACAGUGCUCACACUGAUGGUGCCCUAUUACGAGCAAGACCCGAAUGCGCCGCUGCCAUUUGCUUUCAAACAAGUCGGCUGGACGUUCGCCAUGUGGAUCGUGGCGAUCGGUGGACUGAUCGGUUUGUUAGCCAGUUUAUUUGGCGCCUUGUUUCCAUUGCCGCGCGUCAUGUACUCGAUGGCAGAUGAUGGUUUGCUUUUUCGGUUUUUGGGCAAGAUCAGUCCGCGCUUUCGCGUGCCGGUUAAUGGUUCGAUCUGCGCCGCCAUAUUCACAGCGCUCAUGGCGGGUUUGUUCGAUCUGCAGCAGCUGGUUAGUCUCCUGUCAAUCGGCACAUUGCUGGCCUACAGCGUGGUGGCCAUUUCAAUUACCAUACUCAGGUACAUGGAGUCGGCUGAUUCUGCGGAUUGUGAGAGCGGUAAUCAACCGUUAACCGAAAACUCCAUGCUCACAUCAUCGGGUACCAAAGUCACCGCUAAAGCUGUAUUACUACAAUUGUUCAACAUCAAGCAUCUGAGCACACCAAACUCGCUUUCGACGCGUAUCGUUGGCACCUUAAUAACAGUAUUUUGUCUGCUCUCACUAUUCAUCGGUCUGAUAUUCAAAGAAGCUUACGAUGCGCUGCUUGAAAACCAACUGUGGGUGCUUGUUCUAUUGCCCAUCUUAGUGUUAUUGGCUAUACUAACGCUGGUCAUGAUUUGCGUGCAACCGCGCGAGCCGGUCAUAAAGACAUUCCGUGUUCCCAUAGUACCGCUUCUACCCGCCAUUAGCGUUUUUAUUAACAUCUACCUCAUGUUGCAGCUGGAUGUGAUGACUUGGAUCCGUUUCGGCAUUUGGAUGUUGAUAGGCAUACCAAUAUUCAUUGCUUGUUGGUGUAUGUAUGACCUUGGUGAUAUCACCAAACGGAAUCCCGAGCGUGUGGCCUUUGAGCGUGCCUUGAAAGAGAGCGCGCGCAGCGCAAAACCGUCAGCCAAUGGGCAUUUAAACAAGCAUAUGAAAACAAAUGGUGUGCUAAAGAAGUCGAAGAGCGCUAAUGGCGUGACAAACAACACCUCGUUAAGCUCGCAAAAUGAGCACACGGUGAAGAGUCUAGACGAAAUUAUGAAUAUGAAUGAAGUCAGCGACGACUUGAUCGAGAUGCGACAUAAUGGCAAAGUUUUCUACAUUGAAGACAAUCGCAGUCACUCGUCGAAAAAUUCACUGGAUAAAUCGGAUGGCGAGAAAGAUGGCACGCGUGAGGAUGAAAAGUCUGUGAUAGCCAUGCUGGACGACGUGUUGCAAGCGGCGGAUACCGGCACUACAAUAACAUCCAAUAUGCCGGAUUAUCGAAAAUUUAGCGUGGACUCCGAAAUGCUGCCGAGCGUAAUCGAAAUGAAUACUAUAGCGACGGUGCACACCAGCAGCAACUCAUCGGACGAUUUGGAAGCGGUGCCCGAGGUGGAAAGUGGCAAGGGUUCCAGCUGUAGCAGCCUUAGCAGCGGUACUGAGCGUUUCACCGCGACACAAGCAGCUGCAAAGCAAUUAGUUGAUGAUAUACUCAACAGCGCUGAGCUUACGGAAGCUUUGACACGCCAAAAAUCGCUAAACGAAGCGGUGAAUCGGCAGUUUGCGAGCGGUGGUAUAGACAGUGAUGAAACAAAUCUCCAAAAUACUAAAAUUUCAACUGACAACGCUGUGCGUAAGCCAAGCCACACGCAAGAAAAAGAUAGCGCUGUGAGUAAGCCAGACCCGACGGAAGCGAAUGAGUCACUCGCACGCAAGAACUCCGAAUCCUCGUUACUCUCCAUCGAUGAUCCCAUACACUCGGAAAACUUUAAAAAUAAGCUAAGUAAAAUUCUAAUGCUCCCACCGGUACAAGUAACGCCGCACAAAACUCCGCAAAAGGAGCAAACACCGGCAGACAAACCGGCAACGGCAAACUCCUCACCGCGUCCCCAACUCAAACAUUCCAAAAGUGAAACGGAUCUACGCCAACUCGUCUUGCAAGCAAUUGUAAAUACAGGAUUAGCCGAAUCAAACGACGAAACCGCACCGUCCGCUUCCAAUGGUAACGGUAUACCGAAACCACCGAAAUUUGAUCCAAUACUCUACAAAACAAUCAAUAACCUGCGUUCCAACAAAGAACGACCCAGUUUACAGCGACUAAUAGAAAGCAACGAAACGCCACAGGCGCCUACGAAACCAGCCGAAUCAACGGAAGAGCCGGCAUUGCCAUUUAAACAAAAGCUGGAGGCCGUGUUGAAACGCGGUCCAUCGCAUCGCCUGCAACAGCGUCCCGAAGCAGUGCCGAUACGUCGACCCAAGUCCGUCGAGCCAAUAACAAUGCAAGAGGUAGCCGAGGAGCAAACAAUGCUUAGACCCAAAUCAAAUGGCACAGCGGAUGGCAGCAUUGCACGUUCGGAAAACAAUCUCGCGACAAAAAUUAGCGCCGACGACGCCGCGAAUGUGAUAACGAACGCACGCAGCUUACUGAAACACGUACCAAACGGCACCGUCGAGCUGUAUGGAUAGCAGACAAUCGUUGCACGCCAAAUUUUAUAACGGAUAUUUACAUGCAUACAUAUUUUAGAUGUGUAUGUAUGUGCCUAAACCCUACUUAGCAGGGCAUACUAUAUGUAUUAACUUAGUCAAACCUAUAUACUGCAUUCUAGUAUUGUAGUUGUUAAAGAUAUUUAUUGUUGGAAUUUAUUAAACAAAUAUUUAGUCACAAAUACUUAAAAAGCUCAAGUAACUGGCUCAAAGCCUUAGCGUAAGCUCGUUGUUGUAGGCGUAGACACUCGUUAGCUUAAAUACUAUUUUAUUCCAUAGGUGUAAUACAUAACUGUAUUUGUAUUGUUAUUGUUGAUAAGUACACAUACACACAAACAUUUUUAUAUUAAGCGUAAGCCAUAUAAGCGCAGCUUGGAAAAGCUCACGCCGUACACAAAACAGCUUACUAGUGCUUUCGUUUUAUAUAUGUAUUUUUAUACCCUGAACAGAAUAUAUUAAAUUUGCCAGCCAGCAGUUAACUCUGGAGACCAUAUCAAAUAUUGUAUAUAUUGGGUAGUCGAAAAAAUCUUUUCGUAUUUUGUUAAUAGUUGGCGUUGCAGUCGUAUAUCUCCAGUGCUAUCAAACACAUUGUGUCAUGCCAUAUAAAAAGUCAAUAAAAUUAUGGACAAUACUAAGCGAAAAAGAUCAUGGUCCAAGCGUGAUGAAGCUCAACAAAUGGUCGCAAAGCCAGGAUUAACGCCUCGAAAGGUUGAAAUGUUGGUGGGAUUGGACAGGAAACAUACACUAUGAGCUGCUCCAGCCUGGUCAAACGAUUGAUUCUACAUUUUACUGUCCACAACUCAUGAGAUUGAAGCAAGCAAUCGAAAAAUAAGUACAAGAACUCAUCAACAGAAAGGGCUUCGUCUUCCAUCAGAACAACGCUAGACCACACACAUCUUUGAUGACUCGCCGAAAACUGGGAGAGCUUGCCUGGACAGUUUUGAUGCAUCCACUAUAUAGCCCUGACGUUACACCAUCGGAUUACUAUUUCUUUUGAUGAAGGUAAAACUCCCUUAAUGGAGUAAAGCCUGUGAAAAUUACUUUCGCAGUUUUUUCGCCGAGAAACCAGAAAAGUUUUACACUGUUGGAAUAAUGUCUCUAGCGGAAAAAUGACAAAAAAUGUUCGAUAAAAAUGAUACCUAUUUGGUUCAUUAUUAUAAAAAAAAAUAAGUUGAAGUUUGAUUGGAAAUACGAAAAGACUUUUUCGACUACCCAAUAUUAUCACGAAAUUUUGCACAGAAUAUUAUCAGAGGCAGCGCCAAGCUAUCCUUUUGAUUUUUUUUUUUGAUCGGUCUACUAUAGAUUAUAGCUGUCAUACAAACUGAAUGAAAAUGCAAUUCUUGUAUGGAAAACUUUUUUAAUUUACGAGAUAUCUGAAAGAAAUUUGGCACAGCUUAUUAUUUCAGGCAAAGAUAGAAUAUUCGAAGAAAUUUUUUAGAUCGGACCACAAUAGCACAUAGCUGCCAUACAAACUGAACAAUCAAAAAUUUUUCUUGUAUGGAAAACUUUUUUAAUUUACGAGAUAUCUGAAAGGAAUUUGGCAUAGAUUAUUAUUCAAGGCAACAGUAUAACCAGCUAAGAAAUUGUUCAAAUCGGAUCACUAUAGCACAUAGCUGCCAUACAAACUGGCCAAUCAAAAUUAAAUCCUUAUAUGGAAAACUUUUUUAUUUGAAAAUAUAUGUUCUCCAAAUUUUAUACAGAUUAUUGUUCAAAACAAUUCUACAAUCUCCAAAGAAAUUGUUUAGAUCGGAUCACUAUAGCAUAUAGCUGCCAUACAAACUCACUGGUCAAAAUGCAGUCCUUAUAUGGAAAAAUUUUUUAUUUGAAAAGAUAUGUUCACCAAAUUUUAUACAGAUUAUUUUCCCAGACAAGUGUACAAUCUCCAAAGAAAUUGUUUGAAUCUAACCACUAUAGCACAUAGCUGCCAUACAAACUGACCAAUCCAAAUCAUGUACUUGCAUAGACAACUUUUAUAUUUGUGAAGGGUAUGCUUACUUCGGUCCAAGUUAACGAUUUUUUAUUUUAUUAUUAUUAUUAUCAUUAUUUUAAUUAUUCUUAAUUUUUUAAUUAUAAUUAAUUUUUCUUUUUGCUAAAUUUGCAUGUGUGUACGUUAGUCCUUACUUAGCCUAAACUAAUAACUAAUCAGUCUCAAUGUAACUAUCUAUAUCUGUACCAAUUGCAUGCUAAUGCCAAACCCAAUCAACUAAUUUCUUUGC